This is a messenger RNA of Malassezia pachydermatis, 1455 nucleotides long. RefSeq lists its product as hypothetical. NCBI's taxonomy places the organism in Eukaryota, Fungi, Basidiomycota, Malasseziomycetes, Malasseziales, Malasseziaceae. The coding region runs from base 1 to 1455 and encodes 484 amino acids. The record is from RefSeq and is a predicted model, not a curated record. The transcript is spliced from 3 exons.
AUGCCUGAGACGCCCCACCGCACGGUCCUGGGCCGACGGGAUCCCAUGUCUCGACUUCCCGAGACCCCAGGCUCACGAUUACCUGUUCCCAAGCCGAUCAUGACGCCUACGCGCACACCUCGCACCAGUCUCCUACGCGUCCUCCAAGACACUCAGCGUGAAAAUAUACCACUACCAAGGGAGGAAAUGCCAGGCGCCUCACGAUUCAAGACUGUAGAAGAAUUGUGGAAGGUGGCCACAGCACGCUUGGAGGAUUUGCAGUACGAAAAGCAUGCUCUAGUCAACGAACGUGAAUCACUCAAGACGGAAAUUCAGCUAGGAAAGCAACGUGAAUAUAAGCUGAAAGCCCAAGUGGAUAAAUUAGAAACCAUGAUCGCCCGAUACAAAGAGCGUGCUGUCCAAUUCCACAAAAAGGACUCUGAACGCGGCGCGAUUCUCCGCGAUAAAGACACUUUAGAAGCACAGCUCCAGGAUGCGCGAAACGAUGCUCUCAACUACGCAGAGAAAUAUACAAGUUUACAUGACGACUAUGAUCACUUACAGAGUCGCCUCAUGAAACGCGACGAUUCAAUCAAAGCAUCAUUCCAAUCCAUGACGCGUUUAAUGGCAGAGGCAGGGAAAUCCACCAAAGCGGAAGCAUGCAAAGUAGACGCUUUGCAGAAACAUCAACGGCAAUUGCAAAACUCGUUACAAGAGAAAGACGACCAAAUCAUCAGCCAGCAAGAAGUCAUUACCAUGUUGUCCGAACAGGUAUCUCAGCUUCAAUUGGACCGCACUUCUCUAAUGAAUGAGCUCUUUGAUCUCCAAAAAAUGAACUCGCAGUUCUGUUCUGAUUCGAAGGAGGCAGAGAUACUAGACUUGGACCAAGAGUUAUAUCAUGAACAACAUGAGUUGCUUCAACGAGACGUUGCAUGGGCCAAGGAUGAUGCUUCUUGGUUCCGAAGCAAAUGGAGCAUAAGCCAGACUCACAUUGAAUGGCUUGAAUCAUACUUGGCUCAUAUUCAAACUGUGCAUGCUAAUGCCCUGCGCACUUGGCAGAAAAGCAAGGAUCAGAUUUGCGCUGCGACAGAAACGUUGCAGAAACAGUACAAACAGUCACAGGCCAAGGUUCAAAUGCUUGAAGCAGAGCACAGUCAGUGGGCAGAUGCGAUGCAAGAUAUGGCAUGGUAUCAAGAAGCAUAUGAGGCACGGACACGCCAAGUAUCUAUGCUUAAAGAACUCGUACAAACGCACAUGGACCAUAACAAUAGUGUCCAACAGGCACAAGAAAUACUGGCGAAUACAAGCGCACUCCUAAAUACGCAAGCUUUGGAUACUCGUAUUGCAUUGCUUCGCCAAGAAGAAGAAAAACUUCAAAGUCGCGUAAAUGAGCUUUCGAAACGAUCAGAGACACUUGCUGCGAAUCUUUGUCAACGAGACGCUGAGCUCUCCCUCAACGAUAAUAUCACCAUUUAG